Molecule: messenger RNA, 4059 nt
Organism: Paramuricea clavata
Lineage: Eukaryota; Metazoa; Cnidaria; Anthozoa; Malacalcyonacea; Plexauridae
Source: the annotation of a GenBank genome assembly
AGGAAUUAGAGAUCCUAUUGACCAUGGUGUUAAGCAGUAUAUCCAGGAAAAGGGACUUCAAGAUCACGAAGAUGAAUUGUGGGAAAUUGCUUUAAUUUUGAGAAAUCUUGCCACUGGAGAUCCACCGAGCUUUGGUUCACACGCCCUAGGAUACAUCGAGUAUUGUCGUGGUGGCGAAAUUUCGUCCGUUGGACGGCAGAUGCUACAAGAACAGUUUAAAAUUGCAACGAAACCCCCGAUUAACAAGGUGUUAGAGUCAGGUAUGGGAUAAAGAUUUUUCAACAUUUUCGUUGAAAAUCGGUAUAGGUAUAUUUAGAUAACUGCAUUGAAAAGACCUCUAAAAAUAGCACAUCACAAUGGCACUAUAUUAAAAAUUAGAAUACUACACGACCGGAUAACAAAGAAAAUAAUUUAUGAAAGUGGCAAAGGUUAGGGUUUUAAUUCUGCAUGAAAAAUACAACUACCACUCGAUAUACCUUCAUAUCCGCAUUUUACCCUCUCAUCCGUGAUCCGUCCGUCCGCAUUUUACCCUCUCAUCCGUCCGCAUUUUACCCUUUCAUCCGUCCGUCCGCAUUAUACCCUUUUAUCCGUCCGUUCGCAUCCGCGUUUUACCCUAACCCAUACUCGAGACAUCACAUUUUUGUUUUAAAUAUACCGCGCAAUCUUAAUAGCUUGGUGUUAUGUUAUGCGUUGUUAAUACUUUCGCGUCCUGUCAAUUAUCAAGUAACAAAAUAAUUGCUUUGCUUUUUAAUUUAUAUUGUUUACUUGCAUGGUUACUUAUUUUAGGUAAUCAAUUAAGGUAAUCAUGUUAUUUAAUUAAAAUUAUUUAUAGUUUAAGAUAUUUCUUGGUGUGUGAAUUUAAUCUUGUUUUAAAUUAAAGUGCCUAUGUCAUGGUCAGGGAAUUGGUCUAUUUCGAUUAUUUAGGUUAUUCUAAGAGUUUUUUUGGCCGGCUCAAAGUUGGUGAUUUUUCGUGUUAUCGUGAGCAUAAAAGAACUGGGGCGAGAAUGACUUUCAGCGCCGGCGUGACGUCAUUUCGAGAACACGUCAAAACAUAACUAUAGCCUCCUCAGCAGGCAUCGCCUUUAGAUUAGCGGGCAAAAUUUGCUUGCGGGCAAAAGAAAUUGAAGCAGGGAUGCCUGCCAAAACCUGAAGAUUUUGGACCAGCUAUAUAACCCUUGUGGACAGGCUAUGUUAAAUACGCAUAAAUCCACAUAGGAGUGCAUAUCAAUAUUCUCUUCUUGCCUUGAAAAAAUAGCCACUCUUUGUUGUCUCAUUUCAGUCAAACUUAGAGGAACAGGGUCUUCGACAAUGCAUCUAGUUGAAUUUCCCUGUCAGCCUCGAAAUAUUUUUCAAAAUCACUUUUUUCCUGACAAAUCAAACAUGUCACCUUCCAAGUAUGUACAGCUGCAGUUCACACAAACAGUGUACUGAUUAGCAAGGGAGGCAUCAUUAUCACUAGUGUUUUCUGUGGCACUGUCCACAGUGUCUAUUACUUAUUGUGAGUCAUCUUCAAACUCAGUAUCAAUUGUAUUUUUCCGUUCUUUCGGUUGCGAUAAUUAAAUUAUCAUAAAAAAUAGACCAGCACGUUUGGCAGAUAAAACGCUAAAAUAACUCCACCCAACUUUCGAGCAGUUUAACUUAAAAAUUACAACAGAGGCAAAUUUACGCGUACUAAACUUCUUAGAUGCCACUUUCGACCUCAGCAAUGGAAAAUACAAACCUUACAGGAAACCCAUGACGAUCCAUUAUCAAAUUGUGAGUUUUUCAAACACUUUAAAUGGCGGUUGUCCUUCGGACUCGCGCUUGUUUGAUGUUCUUUGAAAAACUAACUCGUGCAUGUUUUAUCCAAAAUGCCGUCGAAACUAUCCUAUUACUUAUACUUAUUAGUAUUUAGUUGUAUUUCGCACCGUAAAUUUCAAAUAUGCAUCUUACCUUAUUUUAAAUUUUUAUAGGUCGUCUAGUUGGUCAAGGCUAUAACAUCUUAACCGAUAAAUCAGUCGCCACCCAAGUGAUGAAGUUUGAUGUUACCAAAACCCAAUACGGUAUUGCAAUUCCGAAGUGUGUGAAAUUUGAGAAGGUUCAGCAAACCAGAAGCUCUAUGGAUCAGUUUGAAAAUGAUGAAUCAUACACGCAGUCGAGGUUGGUAAAUCUUAAUGUAAGUUUAAAUGUCGAACAGAACGUGAUGGCGGGUUGCAGAGCUGGAUGUAAUAAGAGUAAUAAUUCCACCUCCUCCACGUCGGAAUUUUCCUUCUUGUUCGAACAACGAAUGUUUGAAAUAAAGAUUGGCAACUACAAGGAAUCUCUGAAUAAUGGCAUGACCUUCACAAGUGAUUUCGAGUCAGAUGUUGCGAACUUGCCAAGCACGUAUAACAAAAGUGAACCCAGUUGCAGAAGUCAUUUCGAGAGAUUCUUCAAUCGUUUCGGUCAUUUUUUGGUAUCUUCGGCGUUUGGAGGAGGAUCAGUCGAAAUAAAAUGUAGCAGAGAAACGAUUGGAGGAACAUCAGCGAGCUUAGAAGAAGCGAAGGCUUCCCUGACAGCCGCGUGUGAGGGGGUAGACGUAGAAUUCAAUGCAGGCAGCAGUUCCUCUGAUGACAUGAACGCAAAGGCUUUGUUGAACCGAUGUACUCAUUCUUGGGAAGGUGGCGACAUGGCCCUUCAAGCGAAGGAGACAAUCGCUGAUAAAGAAAAGAUGCAGAAAUGGAAAGCAUCUUUGCUCGUAAACCCAAUGAUGCUUACUUCAGAAAUGACACUAGAACCUAUUUCAACUGGAGUAGCCUGUGUCGAUCCCAAAAAAGACCAAACAACUUACGAUGCACUUAAGGAUCUUUUGGGAGGUGAAUUUAAAGUUCUUGCCGAGGAGGAGAAACAGAAACGUGCAGCGGACGAAAGUGCCAAGAAAAUGGAAGAGGCAAAUACAAGACAAGCUUCUGCUCAACAACCAGAACAAAGCGGCGGUGGUGGAUGUUUUCCCUCAAGCUUACUGGUUAAUAUCCAGAACAAAGAUGGUGUAGUAAAACAAAAGAAAAUGGUGAAACUCGAAGUCGGCGAUAAGAUUAUGGGGUGGGAUGAGAAGCGUAAUCGAGCCAUUUUUACGGAAGUAAUCAUGUUUGCGCAUCGUGCAUCGGAUGCUAUGGAUGUGGAGUAUCUGAAAAUUGCCCUGGAAGAUGGAAACAAAAUCACUCUAACUGGUAACCAUUUGAUUAUGGUUGGAAAGCACAAAAAGGCAAUCCUAGCCCAAAAGGUGAAACCUGGAGAGAUCCUGUUCACAGUUGAUGAAAACCGGGAAAUUUCACCUAAGAAAGUUUUGGCUGUUGACAAAGUGAUCGAGCAAGGCGUGUACUGUCCUUUUACCGUACAUGGAAACCUGAUCGUCGAUAACGUGCUGGCAAGCUGCUAUGCUUCCGUUCAAGACCAUGUGUUUCUCGAAGGUCUCGUAAAGAUCUCAGCUCAGAGUAUAGCUCAUUUUGGCCUCGUGCCAAUGCGAGCUCUCCACAAGCUUCGAUUCAAAUGGUGGAAGAAAAUUCCAAAUGGUCAAACCAUGCAUCCCUACCUGCAGUGGUUAUGCAAACUCAAGCUGCCAUGGCAAAUUAACAUGCUUGAAAAAUAGAGUUGGUGAAAUUACUGUUUUGAUUGUUGUUGUUUUUACUUACUUUUAAAUAAUAGAAAAUAAUAGAUUGCAUGUUUUAGUUAAAUACGUUUUUGUACGAUGCGAUAAAGAUAAUAAUAUGAUGUAAUCUAGCCAUUAUAAACGCUGGACGAUACUGCGAAAAACACCUGUAAUGAUGGGGGUAUGAAGAAUUUGGUGUCAACAAUGCCCAAACUAAUUUUAAAUGGAUAACCGAAAUACGUUUUUGACACCGUUUGUAGAACAUCGAACUAUAGACAAGUCCAAGUUGUCGAAUGAGCGAAUAGACAAAGAGGACGAAAUGUCCCAACCUUGCACCCAGGGUCUUAAUGUCCAACCUCUUGCAAAGCAGAGUUUCUGCGGGCGGCAAAAAUUAGGGAGUGAACAUGUAAAAAAUCGGCGGGCGAAGUGACUUAGGGCCUGUUUACAUGGAG